CUAGUAGUGUUACCUUACCAUAAUAUUCUACUACAAAACAUAAUAAAUACUUGUUUUUCUUCCUUAGUUUCUUUCAUAAGUGCAGCAAAAUGUUGUCUUUCACAAAAGUCAUAACCUUUGCAACCCUUUUAUUAUGCAACUUUGCAUUACAAGUAACUCCAUUAUCAUCUGAAGAUGAUAAAAUCACAAGCUUACCAGGGCAACCCCCUGUUAAUUUCCAGCAAUUUUCGGGUUAUAUUACUGUCGACGAAGUCCAAAAAAGAAAUCUUUUUUACUAUUUAGUUCAAGCUGAAACUAACCCUUCUUCCAAACCCCUUGUUCUUUGGCUCAAUGGAGGGCCAGGUUGUUCAUCUAUUGGAGCAGGAGCAUUCAGUGAACAUGGACCCUUUAGACCAAGUGGAAAUGGAUUGAUUAAGAAUGAAUUUAGCUGGAAUAAAGAAGCAAACAUGUUGUAUCUUGAAUCACCAGCAGGAGUUGGGUUUUCUUAUUCUGCUAAUAAAACAUUUUAUGAUGGAGUUAAUGAUGAAAUGACAGCAAGAGAUAAUCUGGUAUUUCUUCAAAAAUUCCUAGCAAAAUACCCAGAAUACAAGAAUAGAGAUUUAUUCCUCACUGGAGAGAGCUAUGGAGGACAUUAUGUUCCACAACUUGCUAACCUCGUGCUAAAAUCAAGCCUCAAGUCAAAUUUGAGGGGAGUUGCUAUAGGAAAUCCAUUGCUAGAGUUCAACAAUGACUUCAAUUCAAUCGGUGAAUAUCUUUGGUCUCAUGGACUAAUAUCUGAUGCAACUUAUGAUCUUUCUGAAAAAAUCUGCAAUUAUUCACAAAUUAGGAGACAAGAACAGAAAUUCCUUUCAGCACCUUGCAAAUUAGUUAAUUCUCAAAUUAAUAGUGAGAUUGGCAAGUUUAUUGACUCGUACGAUGUCACUCUCGACGUGUGUUUACAUUCGGUUUCUCAACAAGCUCAUGUCCUCAACCAAAUGAUGGAUGAAGAGAAAAUUGAUGUUUGUCUAGAUGAUGAAACAACCCAAUACUUGAAUAGGAAAGAUGUACAAAAGGCUAUGCAUGCACACCUUAUUGGGGUAACUCAAUGGGCUACUUGUAGCAAUGUGCUAAACUAUCACAUGGACGAUUUGGAGAUUCCUACUCUUCCACUACUUGGCACUUUCACUAAAAGCGGCGUGAGAGUUCUGGUUUACAGUGGUGACCAAGAUUCAAUAAUACCGUUCAUUGGAACUAGAACGCUUGUAAACGGAUUGGCAAAGGAGUUGGGACUAAACACUACUGUGCCUUAUCGAACUUGGCUAACAAAUAGACAGGUUGGUGGUUGGACGCAAGUAUAUGGUGACAUUCUUGCAUAUGCAACUAUAAGAGGAGCUUCCCAUGAAGCACCAUUUUCGCAACCUGCUCGAUCUCUCGUGCUCUUCCGCUCCUUCCUGGAUGGGAAGCCACUUCCAGAUGUCUCACUUGCUCAAUAAUCUAUGGAGUUUACGUACCAAAAAUUAUGAUCACUUAAUUUGAUUCGGCCAUACCCUCACAACAGAAAUUUUAGAAAUGAUUAUAAUCAAUUACAUUAAAUAAUACCAGAGUGCAUUGCUAAUUUACUUGUACAAUGCAAGAAAUUUCAAUGAUUUACGAGUAUAUCAAAUACCACUAUUUGCUGUUUGCA
Molecule: messenger RNA, 1663 nt
Organism: Chenopodium quinoa (quinoa)
Lineage: Eukaryota; Viridiplantae; Streptophyta; Magnoliopsida; Caryophyllales; Amaranthaceae
Product: serine carboxypeptidase-like 45
Exons: 10
Coding region: 90-1472 (460 amino acids)
Biological process (GO): proteolysis
Cellular component (GO): vacuole
Molecular function (GO): serine-type carboxypeptidase activity
Source: RefSeq, a predicted model, not a curated record